Sphaeroforma arctica JP610 is the source of this 337-nucleotide messenger RNA. RefSeq lists its product as hypothetical. The annotation marks the transcript as partial. Lineage: Eukaryota; Ichthyosporea; Ichthyophonida. The transcript is spliced from 2 exons. The record is from RefSeq and is a predicted model, not a curated record.
GAAUGCGAUAGAGACCCCGUCUGACUCUAGGUUUGCGUCCAGCUUGGUCAUGGAGAGCCAACAUUCAGCGAUCGAGGCCGACGGCUCGAGAGUAGUGGAAACAACCCGAAAUGAGAACGGCCGAAGAACGACUACAGUAGAGCACACGCAUCCCGAUGGGCGUUUGGAAGUGAUCACUAUAGUUGAUGGCGAGGCCGGUCCACAGUCGAGUGACAUGGGUUGUCAUGGUAACGGCAGCAAAGUGUCCAACGAUAGCAUGGAGGAUAUCGAAGAGACGAAUAGUCGCGACGGAGGGGCCAAGACAAAGAAUCGGAUGUCGGUGUCUUGGUCGUGGUAG